AUGCCCCCUAUGAUGGUGUUUCCCAGGAAGAGGAUGGAUCCACAGUUAAUGCUUAAUGCUGCCCCUGGAGCAUGGGGAGUUGUUAGUGACUCAGGCUGGAUGACCACGGAGUUGUUUCUUGGAUGGUUUAAACAGUUUGUGAAAUUUAGUGGGGCCACAGUAGAUCGACCUGUUUUGCUAUUAUUGGAUGGCCAUAGCACCCAUACAAAAAACAUCGAUUUAAUAGAUGAAGCUCGAGCCAAUGGGGUAAUUAUUUUAUGUUUCCCCCCACAUGCAACUCAUCGUCUUCAGGUCGCCGAUGUUGUUUAUAUGAGACCGUUGAGCAAUUAUUACGAUCGGCAAAUUACGACCUGGCUUCGCAGCAAUCCAGGGAUGGUUGUAACAAUGCGGCAAGUUGCAGAAAUUUUUGGAAAGGCAUUCAUAGAAACAUCUACCAUGGCAACAGCUGUAAAUGGCUUCAAAAAGUGCGGAAUUUGGCCUUUCGAUCCGACGGUCUUCUCUGAAACCGACUUUGCUCCUUCGUUGGUGACUGAUAUUCCGCUCACUCAAACACUGACUUCAGCGACCACAGAUGUAGCAGUCACAGCACCUGCUGAGUUAGAAACGCAGCAAGUUGACGUAUUACCUGUGCUGGAUACCAGUGAAGCUGCUAUUACUAAUGCAACUACAUCUCGUGCCUCACUUCUAUCUACCGGGGUUGAAACAGAGGCAAUUCGCAAAACCAUUAAUAAUGUUCCUGUAUCAGCUACUUUUCACGAGACACCUACGGUGACUUCUGCUACCUCGUCGAGUCCUCAACCUGGAUGUUCCACGUGGGUUGAUGAUACAGAAAUAGACAGAAGACCAACUACUCCACAACAGUCAACAUUUUCUGUUGUUAGUCCACAGCAAAUAUUACCCCUUCCAGCAAGUCGUAGAUCUUCACGCGUGACUCGUAAACGAGGAAGAACAGCCAUUAUUACUGAGUCACCGUAUAAAAAAGAACUGGAAGAAACGAUUAAAAGAAAGCAGGUCACGGAAGAGAAUAAACUAAAACGAAAAGAAAUUAGACAAUUAAAAUUGGAGAAGACGAAAACGAAGGAUAAAAAAGGAAGACCCAAUAAAAGAGGAGUCAUAAAAAAGAAAAAAACGAUAGAUAAUCGCAAAUCAUCGGAUAACAAUAGUGAUGCAGAUAUUGAAAAUACCCCUUGUUUGUACUGCAGCGGUCUUUAUUUAGAUUCCAAUGAAGGCUGGAUCAAAUGUUCUCUCUGUGGUACGUGGGCACAUUGCUCUUGUGCUGGAGUGGAUGAUGAGGACGAUGAAGCAACAUUCUCCUGCGAAUUCUGUCAGGAAAAGUAG
Messenger RNA from Uloborus diversus, 1338 nucleotides. RefSeq lists its product as uncharacterized. Gene Ontology annotation, molecular function: DNA binding. The transcript has a single exon. The record is from RefSeq and is a predicted model, not a curated record. NCBI's taxonomy places the organism in Eukaryota, Metazoa, Arthropoda, Arachnida, Araneae, Uloboridae. Gene Ontology annotation, cellular component: nucleus. The coding region runs from base 1 to 1338 and encodes 445 amino acids.